This is a messenger RNA of Dermacentor silvarum, 7131 nucleotides long. RefSeq names its product metal regulatory transcription factor 1 (gene MTF-1). NCBI's taxonomy places the organism in Eukaryota, Metazoa, Arthropoda, Arachnida, Ixodida, Ixodidae. Gene Ontology annotation, molecular function: DNA-binding transcription activator activity, RNA polymerase II-specific; RNA polymerase II cis-regulatory region sequence-specific DNA binding; 2 iron, 2 sulfur cluster binding. The record is from RefSeq and is a predicted model, not a curated record. Gene Ontology annotation, biological process: central nervous system development; positive regulation of transcription by RNA polymerase II. The transcript has 8 exons. Bases 78 to 1631 code for a protein of 517 amino acids. Gene Ontology annotation, cellular component: nucleus.
AGCGAAUCUACUGAAGAAACCUUCAUGUCCGCUGGUGCUCAUCGGUGUUCGCGAAGUGGGGGCUAUCUGCCAAAAAAAUGGAAGAUGAUACGUCGUCGUCGGGUCCCACAGCUAGGACUGUGGGCUUCAACGAGUAUCUGUACGACAGCCUGGACAAUACUACUUUCGGUCAGCAGAUAUUCUCGACGAAAGACGGCAUUUUCGACGACUCCACCGACGGCCAGAACGCCGCCGAGGACCUGGGUAUUUUCGGUGAAGAAGACCACGAAAACGAAAAUGCGGGGUAUAUCCAGCAUACCAUAUCGGCUGACCAGAUCUGCAUGCAGAUCAACCCAGGCAACAGUCCGAUGCCAAAGAACCCAACCCACGCCACACUGACUAUUCAGAGCCUGAACCAAGAGACACGAAAACGUGAGAUCAAGCGCUUUCGGUGCAACUAUGAGGGCUGUAAGCGCACCUACAGCACGGCAGGCAACCUUAAAACACACCAGAAGACUCACACUGGCGAGUACACCUUCGUGUGCGCGCAAGAGGGCUGUGGCAAGGCUUUUCUCACCUCGUAUAGCCUCAAGAUCCACUUCCGGGUACACACGAAUGAACGGCCGUACGAAUGCCACAUCUCAGGCUGUGAAAAGACCUUCAACACUCUCUACAGGCUUAAGGCCCACCAGCGGAUCCACACAGGAGAGACGUUCAACUGUGGCCAGGACGGCUGCGUGAAAAUCUUCACCACCCUGAGCGACCUCAAGAAGCACACUCGCACUCACACUGGUGAAAAGCCUUACAGGUGUGACGCAGAUGGGUGUGGAAAGUCAUUUGCCGCUAGUCAUCACUUGAAAACCCACGUAAGGACCCACACAGGAGAGAAGCCCUACCUGUGCACGCAGGAUGGCUGUCUGAAGACGUUCACGACACAGUACAGCCUCAAGACUCACGUGGCAAGGCAUGACCGGAUACAGGGUGAUGAGGGUCAGGUGGUGACGUUUCAUUUGGACGGCGUGGACGUCGACAUCGAUGACCCCUUAGAGGGGGCCGCAGACUGUGAGGUGGACGAUAGUACGGCCCACAUGAUUCUCAACACCAUGGUGGGCACGACAGCAGCCGAGCCAAGUCCUGGCAGUGCCGGCCUAGUCAGCGUUCCCAUUCAGGAAGUGGACGGCAGCAACUCUGCCCUUCGAGCCUAUGCCAUGAUACCCCUGGACAUUGUGAGUAGUGGGUCCGGACAGAGUGACGCAUCGCCUAAGGUUGCACAAGUGUUGCUGCCGCGGACACUUACUGUUGACUUGGCGACGCAAGUUGGCAAGCCUGAAGCAACAGUGGCGGUAGGUGACUUGGUGCCAGAUGUGGAAGUCGUGAUGCCAACUGUGGUGCCCACCGUGUUGCCGGCAACUGUUCACGUGGACGACCUGGACAUAUUGGGCAUCUCCGCAUCAGAGGCGGACAUAUGCAACUGCCCGGACAAGCAGGAAUGCGAAAAUGGAAACUGCACAAAUUGCCCCGGCAAAGUGGUCAGUGUCUGCUGUUCCUCGGACAUUCUCGCGAACACUCAGGGUGAAGAUGGUGUGGGUGUGCCAAGUGCUGCUGCUGACGGUUUGACGGAACGUGCCGGCCAUCGGGCUUGCUGCUUAUAACAACGGCUUUUUCGUUUGUGCUUCAGGUUCCGGGACUUAAAAAGACAAAAUAUUAAUUCUGGCGCUAGCAGUGAACAUGUUUGCAGGAGUUCUUGCCUUGCCUUGCAGGGCAGGCAAACCCAGAGGAGCUAGCAGGGUUGCCUGGCUGUACCGCACCAGUUCACUUCACUGGCAUCCUGCCAAUUUUCAUCCGGCAGUGAUUGUUUCAAAGUAGGGCAAGGGUAAUACUUCAGAGGUUUUUUUUUUGGGGGGGUGGGGGGGCUAAUGAUAGCGUUGAUUGCUCUCCCCAACAAUUGUCUAGCUUUGUUCUGGUGCCUUCUUUGUGGAAGCCGAGGCAAGUACCUGCAGCAUGUUGCAGGUACUGCAAGUACCUUGUGGUAUAAGUGAUAGAAUGGUCCCUUCCUAGGGUUGAUCAUUUCCUGCCUACCCCUGUUUAGGGCAUGCACAUUUUAAAAGACAUAAUUGUUAGCGAGCAGCAACACUUUUACUUUGAGCAGGCACCUGUUAGGUAAAGGGAGCACCGUGAUGCGAGAGCCAACUGCAUUGCUGGAGUGUAGAUUAAUGACCUGCAGGUUUUGUACUUUCUGUGAGCAAAGACUGCGCGUAACUGUCUUGUAUUGGCUAAAACUGUGUGGCCCCCCUUUAUCCGUUUAGUUGGCACGAUUGAAACCAGUUCAGAGUAUUCACGAAUUGAGCACUGACUUACUGAAAAAAGAUGCUGUGUGCUCAACAUGCUCAUGACAGGGAAUGAACUUAUGAUUUGUGCUCAAAUAGUUUUUUUUUAACGAUAGGUAGAGCCUUUAUUAACACUUCUUGUCGUUGAUUCUAGACUUGUGACCGAGUUCUCUUAUGGUGCUGAUGGCUUAGAGAGACUAAUUUCUGACAUAGUCACUCAUUUCGUGAAAAUAUUAUAGCUCGGUACAUUGGGAUUCAGAGGUGCUCAUUAACAAAUGAGGCAUUGGUUUGAGAGUUGCUGCCACAAAUAGAUGAAGUUGUAGUUCCUCAACACACAGUCUUAGGUUGGGGAAUGCUUCUUCAUUAAGGUGCAUAUUCAUGCACAGCUCUCUGGGCAUUAGGAUUUGUUUUUCACAGAUUUUAUUUCUUGUACUGCUCAGAUUUGAGAUGAGUGUUGGGCGAGUGAAUGCUACAUAUCCAGCAUGCUGUUUUUUACCUGCGAAAUUGAUUUGGAUUUUCUUUUAGAUAUGUUGUUUGUGCCUGCAACAAUCAUCUUUGGAGCGAAGGUAGUGCUUUGAAAUGGCCGCUUGUAUACAAAGCUAUUUUUCUUGUGAAGCUAUAAGCUGUUGUUUCUGUUGCUCUUAAGGCUUCUGACUUUGUCACAAACAUGCCCAAAUUUUGAGCACACCUUUUGCUGUGCGCUAUUGUUUACAAACUUUCUGUCCUUUUUUUUUUUUUUUUUUUUUGAGGGUAGGGGGGAACAUGUUUUAGAACUUUGAGAAAGGAACUUGGUUUUAAGGAGAAAGGAGAUUGGUUUUAACAAACAACUUUAAGAGCAGCUCAAAACAGCAUGCAAGAAGAUGUCGCACUGCCGAACACUUUACCGUUUAUCAUAUAACCCAAGGUAUUUCACAGGAAGUAGGUCUAUCGUAGAGCAGUAGUUGAUAUCAUUCCGAAGAUCAUUUCUUUCGAUAGCGCUAUGUAUACAGAGUAUUACAAAGUAUAUAAAGCCACACAUAGUGCUAUUGAAAGGGAAAAGUGCUUGAAAGUGACUCAUGUGAUGACUGCGUCUAUUGUGAAUAAUUUUUGCAAGUGUAGCUAAGCUGAGCAGUGCUCCCGAGUGAUGUGCAGUGUCAGCAUCCCACUGUGAUAGUGGCUGGGUCUCGUUCUUGGUAAGCUGUUGUUACUGAUCACUAGCUAAAUCUUGGAACUAUCAAGUGCUUGUGUUAAAAGGCCUUAGUCACUUUUAUUUUAAUGCACUGUGGUUGUUUUGAAGAUGCUGGUGUGACAGAAAAAAGAAAGCGUUGUGUGCUUUAACACUAUUUAGUUAUUUGACACAUUUUGAUCAUGUUCUCACUCUUUGGACCCUGGGACUGGGAUGUACAAUCUGGCUUCUCAUGAACUCUGGCACACAGUGUGGCGAUCCUUGAAGAGUUGCUUAAAACAGUAUGAUAAUCUGAUUCAUUAUGUAUUUGUGCUGCAGUAAUGUUUGUAGCUUCUUGCAGCAUUAUUUUAGUUACUUGUCGAGUUUUCUACAAUGAAGAUCAAGCACGCUGUCUCAAUGCAGAUUGAGAAACAUUACAACGUGUGCAAAAUUGACUUUACCACUGGAGGGAAAUGUGGUGCUAGUGUCCCAAAAUGACGGCCACUACAACAUGGAUUUAUCUGCUCAUCUUGUAGGGCUUGAAGUGUCCUUGCUGCUUUUUAUAAAUUCAUUGAAGCCAAUUCCUCGCUGCAGAUUCGUUGUAUGCGAGUGAUAAACCUCAUUUAGGUGCAAAAUGCUACUAUAUUUGACUGUUAUCUGGAUGUUACAGAGAACUAAACUUAUUUCUGCAUAUGAAAAAAAAUUUUUUUUCCCCAUGGUGAUUGUUAAGUCUUUAAUAUCAUCCAUAUUUAGUGACAUGCACAUUAUUGAUAUUGCUUAUUUAUUUGCUCAAAGUUACGUGAUAAAACAAAAUUCUUGCAAGCUCUUAUGCUCAAAAUACUCCGAAUAGAAAAAUAAGUUCAGCUGCAUUAGUAAGUUGUCCUGCUACAAUUAAAAAAAAACAAAAAAAAAAAACACUCGUUCCACAAGUGGAGGCUGAAAAGCCAGAGCAGACACAAAAACGAAAAACGGGUGGCGAUGUCGCCUUGAAGUUCACCAGCUUGCAGCGACCUCAUGAAUUGAUGGUACCUGCUGGAGCCCACUUAAUUUUUAAUUGGUGAAGUUGAACUACAUCGUAUCCUAAAGAAGCCAUAGACCGAACUUAGCAAGUUUCAAAAACUAUUACUGCGCCACACCUGCCCAAAUACGAAAAAGUACAUUGAAAAUCAACGUCACACUGAUGCACCAGUGCUGGAAUUUAGGCUCCAAGUGGAAAAAAAAAAAAAAGAACUUUAGCAUUAAUUUUUUUCUCCUAGUAAUCAUCCUUUUUACUGUAAUACUAUUGACGAAUAAGAGAGAUUACAAAGAAUACUUAAUUGUUUAAACUGAUUAAGUGCUUUUCUUUAUUGUUCUCUGGGGUUCAGUAGGGCUGUGUGAUUGCCUCUACAGACACUAAAGAAAUCUUUACAGCAAAGCUGUAUAAAUCGAGACUGUAGAAAAAUUCAUGUAGUAGAAUUCGUCACAACUGCUGUGGUUAAAUGAUUCCACCCCCACAUUUCCUCCAAGUGGUCUUAAUGUGAAACUGUGGUGUGCAGGAAAUGAAAAUGUGCAAUGCAGCUUUGUGGGAGAAGUACAGUACAGUAUUUCGCUGUAAAACUGCAUACUAACUGUGUACAUGCCACUGCUACCUUGAGUUUCAGGAAACCAAAGAAAGCUUGAGAAUUAAAAGUUUCCUGGGAUUACGUUUGCAAAAUGUUCACUGCAGUGUUCGAUUAAACAGUGACAUACCUACCGCUCGCAGCAGCAGAAACUGAAAGGUUGAUGAAAUAUAGGCUGCAUGAUACCUUGUGAAGGGACACUGGGGGCAAAUAUUAGGCUAAGCUGGGUUGCUAGGUUACAUGUUCAGAAAACCAACCGAGUGGCUUCUUAAAAAGAGCAGCUUGGUAUGGAUAAACUGACGUGAAAGACGGCUGGCAGCGUCGCUCGCUCCAUCUUCCCAUGAUGCCAUGGAUUGUUCCAGCAUCUGGCAGAGUCUAGUUGAAUGUUUAUCAGUGAAGCAGGAUUGCGCUGGCAUUUGAUAACUUAAAAACCCAGGCAAACAACUCUUGUAGUAGGGUUUUCACACACACAAACACACGCACUUGAAGGCCCAGAAUAUUUAGCAAGUAUUGUGUUAUGGUCUUGUAGGUGUGACCUGAAAACCGGCACCUUGCACAAAAGCCUCGAGAUGAGGACAUGAAAAAAAAAAAGACUACGUUUUUAUGUUCUGGUUUCAAGGUUUUUGCACUAAACAGCAGUUUCUACUAGGUUCGGAAUAUUACAAAACUGGAAUCUGGCAUGUAAUUGUGGCAGAAAGUUAUGGUGUCUUCUUUCUGCCCUAAUAAGCUAUUGUCUCAAAACCAAUGGAAAAUGAGAUGUGAUACAGCUAGUGUAGCCUAAUUUGACGAUUCCAUUUAAGUAUUCUUUGAGGGACAGAAUUGAUUCCACCAAUGAAGGUAUAGCAACAUUUAAAACGUUUUUAAGAUGUCUGUUUUGGCCGCUUUAUUGCAUUUUUCCACGGACUUGUCGAUGCUGCUUCACAUUGUGGGAGCAUAGCACCCUUUGUGUAGGGUUCUUUAACCUGCCGAUGGGAAUAGCACUUGGAAGAGGAUGGGAAUAAUUGAAGCAAGGCAGGAUUCCCGUCCUACUCCGAUAUGUGAACUGAGAUAUCAGCAACAUUUCUUGCUAGGUGACCUCUUGUCGCAGUGUCUUCGCUUUCUUAGUUACGGCGUCAUCCUCUGGUGCAAGAAAAAAGAGAGAAAUUUGUGGGACUGUAGGUAGAUCUAAUAUUUGCCUUUAGUGUCUCAUUAAAGAGCAGCGUAUGGUGACCUGUGCAAGAAUAAUCUGAAAUGUAAAUGGAGUGUUGUGUAUGCCAAGUCAUCUACACUGCACACUGUGCUGUUGUGUACCAUGUGGUAAUCUCAUGUCACUUGCAGGGAGAGUGAAAAACAGCUUCUUGUGCUCUUGCUUAUGCGGAUGACUCGCUAUUAGACGCUGCUCAAAGUGCUGGCAUUGUGAGACAGCUUCAGUCAUCUGCUGGGCAGCUCAAAGGGGUUAACGAACGAGUUCAUCUGAAACUGGCUCAUUAUGAGCACUUUGUAUUUGGGCAAAGAAGUGUUAUGAAGGUGCAGGAGUUGGUUUGUGACAAGAUUCAUGGGCUGUGGUUUGCCACAUGCAUGCCAUUUCUUGGCUUUUACAGAAAUGCUACGCUGCCGCUCUGCGUCAAACACUCCGACGCUCCUUUAUAACUAUUUGUUAUCGCUGAACAAAAAUGUGAUCAUGACAAGUGCCAACUGCAGCGCAAGGAUUCAAAACGCUUUGUUUUGCGAGCUUUGGAAUCACUGUGUUGACAGCUUGAGUUUGUAACAGAAGCAGUAGGGUGUAUAACGUCAUUUGUCUGCCACACCACAUCUGUGACAUCCUGCCCAAAUUACCACAGCAGCUAUGCACUUAGGAUCAUGUCAAGUCGUGUUUUAUCACACUUGAUAAAACUGAUGAUGCAAUAUGUAUAUAAAGGGUGUGCCCUGUGGGCACCUUAUCCACAGAUUGCCUUUUUAAAUGUUUGCAUGUUGUUUACUGUUUUAUGUGACCUAGUGAUGUUGGAGCACAUUAUGAAAAAAAAAAAAAAAAAACUAUGCGAGAUGAAAUAAACCAGAAAAGGUCUAUGAAUUUUAGAUGCUGUCUGCGUCCUGAAGCCGGAAA